GACUGGCUUGACACUGGUGUGGAAAAGAUGGCUGCUUCGGCGGCAACGGCGAGUUCUUCCCCCGGUUUGUGUCCAAAUUACGCCGUGAUUUGCUCGUUCCUGGAGAGGUACGGAACGUUGUUGGACUUACCGGAGCUCACCUUUCCCCAGCUGGAGAGAUAUCUGCAGGACACCUCCUCAGUUCCAAAGCUGCUGGUUGAUCUUCACGUCAAGCUCCUGAGAAAGAUUGGCAAGUCUGUGUCAGCAGACAGAUGGGAGAAAUAUCUAGUGAAGGUAUGUCAAGAGUUCAACACAACCUGGGCAUGGGAACUCGAACAGAAAGGAUACAAGGAGCUGACGACAAAUUGCAAGACGGCGAUACUUAAAUAUUUGUGUGAGUGUCAGUUUGAUGACAAUGUUAAGUUCAAAACCGCCAUCAAUGAGGAGGACCCAGAUAAGAUGCGCCUGCAGCCGAUCGGGCGGGACAAAGACGGUCAGAUGUAUUGGUUUCAACUUGACCAGGAUGACAACGUGCGCGUUUAUGUGGAGGAACAGGACGACUCUGACGGAUCGUCGUGGAAGUGCAUCGUCAAAGAUCGAAAUGACUUGGCUGAGGUUGUAGCUCUGCUGAAGACACAAAUUGAUCCUGCGCUGUUAAAAAAAGAUCAAGAAGCCAAACUUGAGGGUGAGGAGGGUAAAGAGAAUGCAGAAAAAGGUGAAGUGAAAAAGAUUGAGGACACAUCAGAUGAAGAGAACAAAGACUCCAACAAGGCUGUCAGUCCUGUCUCGCAAAAGACGGAGAAUAAUGAAAAAGUAACACAGGAAGAAGUUUCUGAGGCCAAAUCACUGAAUGGCAUCAUUGACGGCAAAACUGAAGCAAAGCUCAAUACAGAAAAUACCACAGUGGAUCUUAGCAUCAGUACAAAAGCUGAGAACAUCAAAGAAGAGCCGAUCGAGGUGUCGGACACUAAAACAAGCACAGCGACAAGUGAACCGGCCCCUGAGACGCCAUGUAUAUCAGUGAAGGCAGAAAAAGUAGAGGAGGUCAAAAAGAGCAGUGUGGAGGAGAUUCAACAAUCUGUAAAGAACGACCAGCAGGCCAAAAUCCCUUUGAAAAAAAGAGGAAUGAAGUUUACUGAAGAUUUUGAAAAGAAUAGUGGCAUCAUAGUGCAAAACCCAUCGGUUUCUCAGGUCAAGGAAGCUCCUAAAGUUGACUCGACUACCGAACAGACCAAGAAAGCACAGAGUGUAAAUGAUCAUGUUAAUGGUGAAGUUCAGCCUACGCUGGAGAAAGGUCUCCAGAGUCAUUUGUGCGACUCACUAAAAGACACCGCUGUCGACAAAGGGCUGACAUCUGAACCAGCUGCAGGUAAAUCUGUACAGAAGAGAGAAAAGGACUCUCCAACCACAGACAAAGAAGAUGCGAAAGACAAAAAGGAUGAAGCCAGCAGUGCAGAAAAGGUCACAGAAGCCGUCGCUUCACACCAAGCAGACAAGAAAAGUCUAGAUGUACAGGUAGAAAAGGAAAGCACUGCAUCAAAAGAAAAGAAAGAAGCGAUUGGCACUCCAAAAGAACCGCCGACUUUACCUAAAGACAUCAAUAAUGCACCUGAGACAUCAUCUAAUCAUGAGGAGCCUGGAAAAAUAAGAGAAGCCAAACAGGCAGCUACAAAAGAGUCUUGUGCAGAUGACAAGACAUCAAAUGAAACUAAUAAAACAUUAACAACUGGUGAGCCAGAGAAAGUCACAUCCAAAGAGUUUGAAUCAAAGCAUUCAGAGAAAAAAACAGCCAGUGUAGAAAAAUCAGCACCAAGCAAGACAGAAGAAACCAAGGGGUCGGGAAAUGUGAAAGACUUGAAGCAAACGGAAAAGAGUGAUGCUAAAGAAACAUCGACAUGUGAGGCUAAUGUAGAGAAAUCGGAUAAAUCAGCAUCGAAAGAAAAGCCAGGAAUCAUCAAAACGACAAACAAUGAUGCUGCAAAGAAAUCUGCCGACUCUAAAAACUCUGCGUCAUCACCUGUCAUUAAAAAGACAGAAAUGGUAAAAGACAGUAAUGAUAUGGAGAGCCAAGAAGCCACCCAGAGUCCUAAGAUCAUUAAAAAGGCAGACAAACCAGUGAUCAGUGAGGAAGCAGAAAGAACAUCCAAAACUGAAGAGAGUGCAGAGUCUUCUGUUAUUAAAAAGCUAGACAAAUCAUGUAAACCUGUCGAGAAGCACGAUAACCUCAAAGAUGCAGAGACGAAGCUAGAGAAAGCUAGUGCGGCCUCCGAGACUAACGCUAACAAGGCGGAAAAGACGGAGAAGAUGGAGAAUCCUGAAGAUGUAAAAAAAACUGUCAACUGUGAAGACAGUACGAAGCAUGAUGUUUCCAAGAUAAGCGACUCUACACCAGGGUCCAUGGAGGCAGAAGCAGCGGGCGUUAAACCCGAUCUGACAAAGCCACAAGAUGAUGACAAAACUGAUAUUAACUCUGUUGCACGUAAGAACACAGAGGAAGCAUCUGAAGGGAAAGAUCUAUCCAGUGCUGUUGAGAAGACAAACAUCUCUAAAGAUAAACCUGAAAGGCCCGACACAGAACAGAAAAAGGCGUCUGAAGAAGAGCCUAAAAAAACUGAGGCAGAAAGUAAAAAGGAUGCCGAAAUGAAAAAUAAAAAGGCUACAGACACAGAAAAUAAAAAGGAUACAGACACAGAAAAUAAAAAGGCUACAGACACAGAAAAUAAAAAGGAUACAGACACAGAAAAUAAAAAGGAUACAGACACAGAAAAUAAAAAGGAUACAGACACAGAAAAUAAAAAGGAUACAGACACAGAAAAUAAAAAGGCUGCAGACACAAAAAUGAAAAAGGCUGCAGACAAGGAAAAUAAAAAAGAUGCAGAAACUAAAAAUAAGGAUACAGAUAUGGAAAAUAAAAAGGAUACAGACAUGGAAAAUAAAAAGGAUAUAGAUAAGGAUAAGAAAAAAGAUGCAGACACUGAAAAUGAAAAGGGUACUGACACAAAAAAUAAAAAGGUUACAGACAAGGAUAAGAAAAAAGAUGCAGAUAGGGAAGAUAACGCUGCAGACAAAGAAAGUAAAAAAGCUGCAGACAAAGAGAGUAAAAAGGACACAGUCAAGGAAAAGAAAACGGACGAGAAAAAAAUUAUAAAUGACAGUGAAAACCACCUGUGUAAAGACGGAGAGAAUAAAGAGGAUUCCACGACAGAUAAACUCCCUAAAACAGAUGAAACAAAUGAGAAACAAGCAAAUGAAGAGUGUGAAACCUCAAACAAAUUGGAGAAAUCUAGUCAACAAAAUGUGAGCAAAUCCUCAACUGAAACAGAGAAGGACGACCAGCCAAGCAAAGAGACAGAUGCUGAAAAGCCCGCUGAUGAGGAAAGUAAAACAAGCAAAAGUGAAGAAGAGGACUCCGCAACGAAAAAAGAGUCGGCGAACAGGAAGGAAGCCACCUCUGUUUCUUGUCGGAAAGUCAAGCCCAGAGCCCACCGAAGGAAAGCCGAACUUCAGCGAGAGGAGAGACAAGCGGAUUCAGAGUCUGAUACAAACACGGGGAGAUCUCUCCGAAGAUCACCGAGGAUUUCCAGACCAACACCAAAAGUUGUAGAGAUCCAUGACAGGAAGCAGGAAAAAUCGCAGGCUGCUGAGAAGCAAGAGAACGACAAGGGUGAGAAAGAAAAAGAUGAGGACGAGGAGGACGAAGAAGAAGAAGAAGAGGAGGAGGUGAAAGCUGUUCAGAAGAAACCGAGAGAGAAAAAGGCUGAUCAGGAGGGUCAGCCCAAAACUAAGGGGCGAAAGAGACGGAAGACUCGGUGGUCCAACACACGAACGCGCCGUAAAAAGAAAGGCUCUGAAGACGAUGAUGACAACAGCGAGGAGGAGUCCAGCGACGAGAGUGAGGAAGAAGAAGAGGACGACAGCGACGAAGACUACAAGGUUGAGCGAAGCAGAAAGAGGCGCCGCAACCGAGAAAGACGAAGCUCAGACUCCUCGACAUCCUCAGACGACGACCUACCUCCAAAUGACGAUCCCUGCAAGCAUUGUGGUCUUCCAAAUCACCCUGAGCUGAUCUUGCUGUGUGAUUCAUGUGACAGCGGGUACCACACAGCCUGUCUGAGGCCUCCCCUCAUGAUCAUCCCAGACGGAGAAUGGUUCUGUCCACCCUGUCAACAUAAGCUGCUCUGUGACAAAUUAGAUGAACAGCUCCAAAAUCUUGACGCUGCUUUGAAAAAGAAGGAACGGGCUGAGAGAAGGAAAGAGCGUCUCAUUUAUGUUGGAAUCAGUCUUGAAAACAUCAUCACGCCCUCAGUGGAGGAGGAAGAGAAGCCAGAGAUCAUCAUCAAAGAGAAGAAAGAAAAAACCCGAAGUAAGAGCUGGGGUCGACGAUCUACGAGGGCGAAGAAAUCCAUCAGCUACAGAUUUGAUGAAUUCGAUGAGGCGAUUGAGGAGGCAAUAGAGGAAGACAUCAAAGAAGCAGAGGGUGGAGGAGCUGGUCGGGGGAAAGACAUGGCCAACAUCACAGGGCACAGAGGAAAGGAUAUGUCCACCAUCCUUCAAGCAGAUGAGGGCAAGGAGAACGGCCGCCCGCCACGACCCCCCGCCGGUCAGCGCAGGAAAAAACGCCGGCGACUGAAUGACCUGGACAGUGACAGCACCGUAGACGAGGAGGAGAGUGAGGAAGAGUUUCGCAUCAGUGAAAGCUCAGAAGAAGAGUUUGUUGUGACAGAAAAUGAAACAGAAGCUGAAUCGGCAGAAUCCAACAACAGCGACUUUGGCAGCAACAGCAGUGGGAAGCAUCGCACUUCUUCACGGUCCAAGAAGCUACCGCAACGGCGGCGAAGCUCCAGAAAGAGGCGAAGACCGAGAGGGUACUCGGAUGAUGAGGAAGAGGAAUCGGAUGAGGAUGAUGAUGAGGAUGAAAUAGCGACUGAAGGCUCCAGCGAGUACAGCGACAGUGAUCUGGACAUGAGUCGACGACGUUCUCGGAGGAGUCAGAAGAAGCAGGUGAACUACUGCGAGACGUCCGAGUCCGAAGGCUCUCAGGCCGGAACCAACCGGGCCAAAAUGAAACCGAGACCCCGUCGGGACAGCUCAGACAGCGAGGCGAGUUUUUCCAAAGACUCUGAGGAGGAGUCGAGGGACCGGAGGGUGAAGAGGAGAGCCGACUCCUCAGAGGAAGAUUCCCGGCAGCGGCGCAGACGUCUUGCACUAAAACGCAGGAGGGCCUCUGAAGACGACGACUCGGACUCGGACGAUUCGUCGGAGGAGGAGGAUCGCCCCGUCCGUAAACGUGUGAACCGCAUCGACUCAGAUGAUGAUGAGGAAGAGGAGGAGGAGGAGGAGAAGAAGGAGAAGGAGAAGGAGGAGAAACCGAAGGAGAAUAAAGCAGCGGAGAAAGCAGACGAGGAGUCAAAGGGAACAAACCCAGUGGACACACCGGUGGAGCGGCCACCCACCAACGGACAGAGCCCAAUAAAGAGCCUCGAGGGCCUCAUCAGCCGGCCUGCUGCCGCCGCUCCGGGCAUCACCCCAAAUCUGGAGCCACCCAAAAACAUCAGCGCAACACCAGCUGCUGCCAUAGCACCAAACGGUCUGGCUGGCCAGGAGAUAGCGGCACAGGACGAAGACGAAGACGACCUCUUAGGAGUCACAGACCUAGUGGACUACGUCUGCAAUAACGAAGAUUUGUAAAAAUAACAAAACAAAACAACAAAAACAAAUGGUGUACUAUUUCAUUUUUUGUGGUAUUGUAUUUUUAUAUUGCUUAACUUUAUUAUUCCCCGCUCCACCAACACUUCCGUGUCAUCCUUUUUACUUGUGUCAUCUGGAGUCUCAGCAAUCUCUGCUACAGUAAGAACUGGAUCGCUGUCACCAGUCUGAUGCUGGUCCGGUGGGAUUUUACCACAAACUAGGGCACCAACAAUCUGUCAACUCUCAUUUUGUUUGGUAAUCAUCAGUGUAUCCACAUCAUCCAGCUCCACUGCCAAACCACCUCCUUCCUCUAAACACCUCUCACUCUUGUCUUCUCUCAUAUCAUCCCUUUUUUUAUUUUGUUACAAAUUUUAUCUCUCGUCUACAUUGAUGGAAGAAUCGGCACUGAAAUUGUUUAGGAAAUGUGUAGGAAAAUGUUGAUGACUGCCUAUUUGAAUGCUAAACAACUGGGGCUUUUUAAGAUUUUUUAAGAGCAAAAUAAGUCAUUCCAUAAUUGAUUUGGAGUUCUGGGCAUCUGUUUAAAAAAGCAUCUUGGUUUUACAUUUAAUCCCCAAAAUAUGGAAGCCAAUUUCCACAAAUGUGAAGAAAAGAAAUGAUCCAAAUAAUGCCUUUUAAUCGCUGAAUAACUGCUUGCUAUCUCAUAAUUAUGAAACAUUUUCUGAAAAUAAUGACUUUUUAUCCCAAAAUAAUGACUUUCUAUCUUUAUAAUCACAAUCUCUAAAUAUAUGACAGAAAUUAGGACAAAUAUAUUUUUCAUCAAGUAAUUGCAUUUCGUGUCCUUAAAAUAAUGACUUAUCUCAAAAUAUUAUGGAAGCGUAAUUCAUUCACUGGAGGAAAAAAAUUUGCCCUGUUUUUCUGAAUUUCUAAUAAUCAGUUUUCAUGGAAAUAAUUGCGAUAAUUAUCUUAUUAAUUUAAGAAAAAUAAGAGCAGAUUAUUGCUUUUCAGUAAACAUUUUUGGUUUAUAAUGAAUACAAAUAAUGAAGUAUCUCAAGAUAAUCUCAUGAUAAUGACCUAUCGAAUCAAGUUUGGUUUUAUUAUCCCGAGUCCUUUUCUUUUACUGUCAGAAAUAGGCUUCCAUACUUAAAGGAACAGUUUGACAUUUUGGGAAAAGGACUUAUUCAGUUGCCUUUUGGCAGAGAGUUCGAUUUGAAUAUCGAUGCCACUCAUGUCUGUAUAGUAAAUAUGAAGCUGUAGCCACUUAACACAAAGACUGAUUACUGUGUCAUUUUGUUCUGAACUCUUUUUUGAUACAGUUAAUGCUUGGCUAACUAAGUUUGCCUACUAACAACUAUAUGGCUAAAUCUGUACAAAAAUUGUAAAGUGUGAGAUGUCAAUUUGCAUAAUCUUUCAUAAAAAUGUUGUCUUUACACUUCAGGUUUUGUACAGAUUUAACAGAUGUAACGAUAUAAUGUGUCAUAUUUGUGAUAUAAUAUUGAGCUUUAAAGGUGCUAGUAGGUGCAUUUUAUUACCUUGUGGCUAGCUGUUUCCCUCCGUUUCCAGUCUUUGUGCUGAGCUGCUUUAUAUUUAACAUUCAGAUAUCUGUUGAUACAUUAGAGUGGUAUCUAACUCUCCUCUCAAAGUGUUUCUCAAAAUGUUGGAUCUUUUUCUUUAAACUAUUCAUGCUACAAACAGAAUUUAUAAAAACUUUAGAUGAGACUAUUUAUUCUUGUCCAAUAACCUUCUAGACUAAUAACUAGUCGACCAACCUUUAUUUGUCAAACUCCUUGUUUUUUGUUGAAUGAUAGAAUAGCUUUUGUAUAUUGUAUACAAAUAUAAUUAUUUUAACUAUGCGCGUUGCCAUCAGUAUCAGUGGUGUACCACCUUUUGUUGUUUUCUUUGGUUUUGUUUUGUUUUUAUGAGUACUACAUUCAUUUGGGGAAACAAAAUCAGAAGUAAAGCCCUUGUCCCUCCUAAUUCAGCUCUAGUCUAACGCCGUCUUAUUACAUUUGUUACUUUAUGUGAUUUUUUUUUUUUUUUUUUAAUAAUGUAUUUUUUGUAUAUCUAAACUUUUAUUUGUUUUUGUCUCUUUGGAAUGAAAUGUAAAGUGUCUUAUUUUCUUUGUACAUUGUCCUUCAUAGAAGGUUCAAACAACUGCAGACCCAUGGCUUUUAUUAACUAAAAUAACACUAAGCUCCAAAACACCCCUCUUUUCUUUUUUUCCAAUUUUGUUUCUUAUUAUACAGCCCUGAAUAUUCCCACAUUUGUAUUCACAUUCUUUACUUUCAUAAUCUUGAGUUGACGUGGGUCAGGUUGCAGUAAAUUGGUGACUUGAAGACCUCAAAUCAGAUCAAGUUUAUGAAAAAUAAGCAACUUAGUGGAAAAAUUUGGUUUUGAAGCGAUAGUCAGGAUGCAGUUUUUGAAUGGGGGAAAUGGACAGAAAAAAACAAACCAAUGACUUCACUGACCUCUGCUGGAACAGUCUGUGUGUAUAUCUGUAGUUUCUUGCUGUAAUAUAUUUAGAGGCAUUUUUUUAUUCAUGAAAAAGUAUAUUGGGCAAUUUUUUGGGAUUGCAUGAGUUUCUAAUAGUUUUCUUUUGUAGGGAAGUAAUAUUGGCACAACAGUUUUUGUAACAAAACCAGAAAACUUUGGCAUGUUUUAAGGAUCUCCUGGCCGACUGCAUUAGUGCUGAAGGACUUGUGAAGUAGACGCCACAGGAUAUCUCAUCAUUUUGCAGUGAAACUGCAUAGGUAAGCAUGCGCUGACCUACAAAAGGCAUGUUACAGAAGCUCGGGGGGAGAGAGGAUUAUCGUAGAAAAUAUUCUAGGACAGCUGAAUCUGAUUUAAGAGGGGAAAUGAAGCCUGUUUGUAAAAUAUUUUGUAAAUUAGUCUCAGCAUGGUCUUCACAGAGGAAUAACCACUCUAUUUAUCAUACUGUUUUGAUACCGGCGAUGGCCAAAACAUGACUUCCAAGACAAAACCUAUAUGUGCUGCUUGCAGUGCACACAACUUAGGCCUCUAUACACAAAUAUUUAGCUUUUAGAUUAGCUGGACAGAAUAUAGAAAAAACCCAAUUCUACAAAUAUAAUAAUAGAAGUGCGUGUUCUGCUGGGUCGGGUCAGAGUAAAGGAUGUGGAUGUCCGUGUGCUGUAUGUAACCCUGUUUUCAGUUCUCCACAGAGAUAAGGAGAAUGAAUUAAUGUGUCUCAUGGUUAUGAAAUAACCUGUAGCAAGAUCGGCAUAGAACAGAGGAGUGAAAAAAAUAAAGGCUGCGAUGGGAUUAAAGGGGGGAGUUGGUGCCAAUGACUGAAGUGUUAACAGAGUUUCCUAUUUACCUCAUGAUGAAUCUGGGAGGAAAGACGCCCUGUCCACUGUGUAUAGAUGCUAGUAGACUGGUUGUUGGUGUUUGUCUGCUCCUUACAUUUUUGUUAACUUUACUGUUAUUUCAUAUGAAUCUGAUCUUGUACAUUUGUCAUAAUAAAAUGGGUUUUAAACCUCA
This is a messenger RNA of Centropristis striata (black sea bass), 9123 nucleotides long. It is a transcript of the gene rsf1b.1, whose product is annotated as remodeling and spacing factor 1b, tandem duplicate 1. The transcript is spliced from 16 exons. The coding region runs from base 28 to 5667 and encodes 1879 amino acids. Gene Ontology annotation, biological process: regulation of DNA-templated transcription. The record is from RefSeq and is a predicted model, not a curated record. Lineage: Eukaryota; Metazoa; Chordata; Actinopteri; Perciformes; Serranidae. Gene Ontology annotation, cellular component: RSF complex.